Myxocyprinus asiaticus (Chinese sucker) is the source of this 4484-nucleotide messenger RNA. Its product is annotated as probable E3 ubiquitin-protein ligase HERC4. Bases 233 to 3412 code for a protein of 1059 amino acids. The transcript is spliced from 24 exons. Gene Ontology annotation, molecular function: ubiquitin protein ligase activity. The record is from RefSeq and is a predicted model, not a curated record. NCBI's taxonomy places the organism in Eukaryota, Metazoa, Chordata, Actinopteri, Cypriniformes, Catostomidae. Gene Ontology annotation, cellular component: cytoplasm. Gene Ontology annotation, biological process: ubiquitin-dependent protein catabolic process; protein ubiquitination.
CUAAUGACAUUGCAGAGCAGAACAGCAUCUCCUCACAUGUCAAUAUAAACACUUAAACCUGUGCUGGACACGACCACACGAGCUGUGAUAUAAUCGACAGGUAAAACAGAUGUAUGACGGAUUAACACAUAUACUGCUGUGUAUGGGUGUGAUUAUCAAACAGGUGUGUAUGUUAAGCAGUUGAACCUGUAGAUCUUCGCUUGCGGAAGAGCGGCCAUACGGGCCCAUCGACAUGCUGUGCUGGGGUAAUGCCUCAUACGGGCAGCUUGGUCUGGGUGGGAUAGAUGAGGAGAUAGUGCUGGAGCCGCGGAAGUGUGAGUUCUUCGAGGGCAAGCGUUUACGUGAUGUGGGGUGUGGCAGACGUCAUACCGUCUUUCUGCUGGAAGAUGGAACUGUGUACACCUGCGGCUGCAAUGACCUGGGCCAGCUAGGGCAUGAGAAAGCUCGCAAGAAGCCAGAGCAGGUUGUGGCUCUGGAUGCUCAGAACAUUGUGGCCGUGUCUUGCGGUGAGGCUCAUACGCUUGCUCUUAAUGAUAAAGGGCAAGUGUUCGCAUGGGGUCUGGGCUCAGAUGGGCAGCUCGGCCUCACAAAUAUAGAGGAGUGUGUCCGUGUACCCAGAACUGUCAAAUGUUUAUCGGAGGUGCACAUUACCCAGGUGGCCUGUGGAUAUUGGCAUUCUCUUGCUUUAGCCAGAGGAGGACAGAUAUUCUCCUGGGGCCAAAAUAAAUAUGGCCAGCUGGGUCUUGGGACGCAAGGAGCUUGUGUCUCAUCCCCACAAGUCAUUCAGUCUUUACAGGGUGUUCCUUUCGCUUGGAUAUCUGCAGGGGGUGCACACAGCUUUGGGCUUUCGUUGUCUGGGGCCGUUUUCGGCUGGGGACGAAACAAGUUUGGCCAGCUUGGCCUCAGCGACAAUGAUGAUCGCUAUUUCCCUGCCUUACUGAAGACUCUCAGGUCCCAACGGGUCGUGUAUAUUUGCUGCGGAGAGGACCACACAGCAGCACUGACGAAAGAGGGGGGUGUGUUUACGUUUGGAGCUGGAGGGUAUGGCCAGCUGGGACACAACACGACAAACCAUGAGGUGAACCCCAGGAAGGUGUUUGAACUCAUGGGAAAUGUGGUUGCACAGAUAGCUUGUGGUAGGCAGCACACUUUGGCAUUCAUCCCCUCAUCAGGAAAGAUCGACUCGUUUGGUCUUGGGGGUAACGGACAGCUCGGAACCCGCUCGACCUGCAACAGGAUGAGCCCCGCCCCUGUGAAGGGCUCCUGGCGAGCACAUACUGACCCUGUGCCGAUGGAUAUCGAUAUGAUGGGGUUGUGUAUUUCAGAGUCAGAACAGAGUUACUGUGUGAAGAGGAUCUACGCAGGAGGAGACCAGAGCUUCGCUCACUAUGCUUCACCUCAGGAUGACAGUCCUCCGGUGGAUGUGAGAGUGACCAGACCUGCUGGACAGAUCUACACACUCAACUCUGACCUCAUACAGAAGUGGCUCAGUCACGGCCAUGGCAGACUCUCGCCAGAGAUCACUAAUGAGAUCGAUCUUGUGUUCUCUUCAGCAAGUUGUCUCAAUGGAAGCUUUCUGUCUGGCAGUAAUCCAGAUCACUACAGCACUAACAGCAAGUGCUCAGGUGUAGACAUAAACACGGCUCGUCUGCUCUACCAUAGACUCAUCCAGCCCGAUUACCCACACAUAUCACAGAUUAUAGCGGCUAGUUUGGAGAAGAAUCUCCUCCCCAGAUUGAGCAGUUCUCCUCCAGACAUCGAGGCCCUGAGACUCUUCCUCACACUGCCUGAGUGUCCGCUCCUCAGCGACCCCAACAACUACACCACACUCACCAUUCCCUUCGCCAAAGCUGUCGUCAGCCUGAAAGACGCUCCCUUCAGAGUGCUCGGUAACUGGUGGUCCAGGUUUGAGCCGGCGGUCUUUCAGAGGCUGGUGGAGCUCUAUAAGGAGGUUGUGGUGUAUCUGCUGAGGAUGCAGAAACUGGGAAUUUCUCACUCUGAACAGAGAAUCCUCACGUGCUUCCUGCUCACCUCGCUCAAAUUCUUGGAGAUACUGCACUCAGUUAAUGAGCGUGCUGGACAAAUCAUCCAAUAUGACAAGUUUUAUAUUCACGAGCUGGAUGAACUGAUUGACAUUAGGAAUGAUUAUGUCACCUGGAUUCAACAGCAGAUGUUUUCUGUGGUCAUGGACUCUCAGGUCACCUUGUGUAAAUACCCGUUUGUUUUUGACGCUCAGGCGAAGACGACACUGCUCCAGACCGAUGCUGUCAUCCAGAUGCAGAUGGCAGUAGAUCAGGCUCAGAGACAGAACUUCACAUCUCUGUUCCUGUCCGGUGGAGGGGUGGAGUCAGUUAACCCCUGCCUCAUCCUCAUCGUACGCAGAGAAAAUGUGGUUGGAGACACCAUGGAGGUGCUGAGGAAAUCAAAAAACGUUGAUUACAAAAGGCCGCUCAAGGUGAUCUUUGUCGGUGAGGAGGCCGUGGAUGCCGGUGGCGUGAGAAAAGAGUUUUUCCUCCUCAUGAUGAAAGAGCUGUUGGACCCUAAAUACGGCAUGUUCAGAUACCACGAGGAGUCCAGACUCAUCUGGUUUGCACACAAGACAUUUGAAGACAUCGAUUUGUUCCAUCUGAUUGGAGUGAUUUGUGGAUUGGCCAUCUAUAACCUGACGAUAGUGGAGCUGAACUUCCCUCUAGCGCUGUAUAAGAAACUCCUGAAGAAAGCACCCACACUGGAGGACCUGAAGGAACUCAUGCCUGAUGUAGGAAGGAGUCUUCAGCAGCUACUAGAUUACACAGAGGAUGAUUUGGAAGAAACGUUCUGCCUGAAUUUCACAAUUACAGAGGAUAAUUUCGGUGCUACAGAGGUAUUGGAGCUUGUACCCAAUGGGACGGACAUCAGUGUAAACAAAUCCAACAGGCAGGAGUUUGUCAACGCGUACGUCGAUUAUAUAUUCAACACUUCCGUGGCUCCUCAGUUCAAUGCUUUCUAUGCUGGAUUUCAUAAAGUGUGUGGAGGGAAAGUUCUGGAGCUCUUCCAGCCCAGCGAACUGCAGGCCAUGGUGAUCGGAAACACUAAUUAUGACUGGAAGGAAUUAGAGAAGAGCACAGAGUAUAAAGGCGAGUACUGGGCGGAGCACCCCACCAUCAAGAUAUUCUGGGAAGUGUUUCACGAACUGUCUUUGGAAAAGAAGAAACAAUUCCUACUAUUCCUGACGGGCAGUGACCGUAUCCCCAUUCUGGGCAUGAAGAGCCUGGCGUUAGUUAUCCAGCCCACCGGUGGAGGUGAGCAGUAUUUCCCUGUAGCGCACACAUGCUUCAACCUGCUGGAUCUGCCCAAGUACAGUAGCAAGGAGUCACUGCGAGAGAAACUGCUGCAGGCCAUCGAACACAACCAGGGUUUCAACCUUGCCUGACGUGCACAAGCACAGACCAGCUGAUCAAUGAUGAUCAUCUACAGACGCAUAUGACACCCACAGGUAUAAGAUACUUAAAAGAAUCCUGCAGAGUUUGGCUGAUUAAUCGUGUGACUGCUGUUAUUUUGAGUUUGUUAUAGAAAUAGAAGCAUUUGAUUUAUUGUGCAAUGGAUGCUUUAACAGGAAUAAUCAUUUACACAGACCACAAUUCAAAAAGAGACACGGAUAUCUGCAAAUAUAUGGUCCCGAAGGGCUUAUUAAAAUAUGUUAACAGUAUUUAUAUAUCAAUAUUUUGUUACUUACUCAACGUUUGGGUGACACUUGUGUGUUUAGUAACAUUUGUUUUUUCUGUUGAAGUAGUGCCAGAAGUCUUGUGUAUCUAACCUUUUGAUAUCAUCAUUAAGGAUAUUAUUGUAUUCUCGAUGUAAAUGACAUAACUAAUGCGUUAAGCAAGUGCAGAAGUCUCUUUUGCCAAAUCAGUAAGAUUGCAUGUCUUGACUGUCAGUGGUCAAGAAUACUAGAGAAUCCCAAAACAUUUACUGAAUGUCACUAAGUUUAAAGAGGCCACAAAAUGUGGCAGUUCAUUCAGAUUUGCAGCAUAAUGGAUGAAUAAUGUUGCAGAAUAAUUGUUCUGCACAUGUUUAUUAAAAUAAAGUGGUACCAUGUUUUGCUUAUGUGCCUUAAAACUAAACAUUCUGUUAUGUUUUUUAGCUUAUUGAGUUAUUUUGUUUUGUCUAAUCAUUUUUUUUAAGAUUGAGUAUCAAAACCUGAUAGCAUGUGUGAUGAAAACUGAAUCACGUAUGUAUUCAUCAUAAUAAAAUAUUUUUCAUAUUGUGGCAAAGUCUUACAAAGUGAUUGCAUGAUUAAAAAAGCAAACUGCUGCUAAUAAUUUUCUGACACAUCAGUCAUUACACUUAGCCUGUAUUAAAUGUUAGUCUUAAUGCUGUCCAUCACACACCUGUCCAAUUCAAUCAUACAUGCAGUAGUUGUGUGUUGAGGAAUAUGUGGAAAGCAAUUACAAAUGCUGACAUUUUUCCUGUUUGUAAAUUGUAAAUAAACAUGAUGUUUUCUA